AUGGCGGCGCCAGAGAUCAACAGUCUCCCCCGCACCAAGCUGCCCUUCUUCGACAUUACCUUUCGCAAUCUCGAGGACGGCCACUACGAGGCGCCCUCAGACUAUAACCAAGUGUCCCGCCAAUUGACCCCGGUACUCGCUUCCAACGAUGCCUUGCUCAAGGCGUUUGGUGCCUUUGUCCUCGCCGUGUCCGACUUGGAAGACGCCGCCUUCACAGCCCAUGUCGGCUCCGAGCGUCUGCUGGUCACGGCCAAGGCGCCUGGCAUCAACGAGCAACUGCGAUCCUUCUCUUCCGAUAACAUAGCAAUUUCUUCCUCGCCCCUCACAGCUCCAAUUGCCGACGGGCUUCUCGAUUUUGAGAUUCAAAUCAUUGGACCCGAGAGCGCCUCAAAAGUUCCCAAGCAGCUAUCUAGUACCUUUGUCCUCGCAGUGUGCCCUACUGAAAAGGUCAACGUCGCCGAUCUUCAGCUCUUUGUCGACGUCCGCAACGGCCACGCGCAAUCUACCACCCACCUCCUCGAGCUCGCUGCUCGCUACCUCGCCCCCGAGCCCUCCGCCGACCCGUCCGUGAACAGGGCCGAGCCGUUCUCGUGCCGCCAAAAUGGCCCGCCCACCAUGAUCAGCCGCCCGCCGCUGCUCAAGAGCGACCUCGCGCUCUACGCCAGCGAGGCCGACUGCCCCGCGCUCUUCCACAGCGCCUUUGAGCGCCGCGCGGCCGAGUCUCCCGACAGCUCGUGCAUCGAGUACAUCGCCGACGCCUCCGGCAGCAUCGAGAAGUGGACGUACGGCGAAGUUCACGCGCUCGCCGAGGACCUGAUGAAGGAGCUGCACAUUCUCGAGACCAAAGUCGUCUGGCACAAGCCCUUCAACGGCCAGCGCAUCGUGCCGCUCUACCUGCCCGGCUGCCCGCAGCUCUACGCUGGCUACAUGGGCAUCAUGAAGGCCGGCGGCGCUUUCUGCCCGCUCCCGCUCGACGCGCCCCCCGAGCGCGUCCAGGUCAUCCUCGAGGACAUCGAGGCGCCCGUCGUGCUUGGCCUGGGGGCGAAUCCGUUCCCGGGCCUGGCCAUCGACGCCGCGGAGCCGCACAUCGCCGAGUUCCUGCGGAACAUUGUCUGGGUCGACAUGGCCAACCUGUCGGCCUGGCGCGCCGACCGGCCCGUCGAGUCCCUCGCGCCGGCGCAACCCCGGACGCCCAAGGAAGAGGACCUCGCUUACAUCCUGUACACCAGCGGCUCGACCGGCAAGCCCAAGGGCGUGCUCAUCUCGCACAUCUCGGCCUGCUGCGCCAUCGGCGGCCACGACGAGGCAUUCCCGCACCUGGCCGUCGGCCCGGCGCUGCGCUGGCUGCAGUUCGCCAUGCCGACGUUCGACCUCAGCCUCAUCGAGAUCUUCGUCACGCUCGGCAACGCCGGCACGCUCUGCGUCGCCGAGCGCACACUCAUGCUGACUGACAUUGAGCGCACCAUCAAGCUCUUCCAGGCCAACACCAUCUUCACCGUGCCCAGCCUGGCCACGCUGCUGCGCCCGGCUAAAGUGCCCUCGCUGACCACGCUGGUCGUCGGUGGCGAGCUGCUCAACAAGUACACCAUCGACAACUUCUCCCACGACUCGCUCCGCGGGCCAGGAGAGCCCCAGCGCCACCUGAUCAACAUCUACGGCCCGACCGAGGCCACCAUGGCCGUGGCCACGGAGGAGUCGGCCGUCACUACGCGCGGCUCCGUCAUCGGCGACUGCCUCCGCUGCGCCGGCAUCGUCAUCGUCGACCCCAACUCGGACGAGCUUGUCGAGACGCCGUCGCCACUGACGGGCGAGCUGGCCAUCAUCGGCCCGCAGGUCGGCUUCGGCUACCUGAACCGGCCCAAGGAGACCAACGCGGCCUUCAAGGACGGCAGCAAGCUCGGGCUCGGCCCCGUGUACAAGACGGGCGACCGCAGCCGCAUCGUCUGGGCCGCCGACGGCCGGCCCAAGGUCGAGAUCCUCGGCCGCCUCAGCAUGGAGCAGGUCAAGCUCAACGGCCGCCGCGUGGAGCUGAGCGAGAUCGAGUCCGGCGUCGCCCGCUCCGAGCGCGUCCGCGAGGUCGCCACCGUCGUCCUCGGCAAGGCCCAGCUCGUCGCCUACAUCUCGCUCGCCGAGGCGACUGACUCGCCCGAGGCUCGCGAGCUGGCCAUCGCCGACUGCCGCGACGUCGCGGACCGCACCAUGCCGACCUGGAUGCGACCGAGCGACUACACGGUGCUCGCGGAGCUCCCGCGCACGGCCAGCGGCAAGGUCGACCGCAAGGUGCUCCAGAAGUGGGCGCAGGAAGCGUUGGGCGCUUCCGCGCCGGUCCCGGCGGCUGCCGAGGCCGCCAAGAUGACGGUGGACUUUACCAGCGAGGACAGCGUCCGCGAGCUCAUCGUCGCCACCAUCGCCUCCGUCAUCGGAGAUGCGGCCACGUCCGCCGACGCUACCGUGCCGCUGUAUACUUGGGGCAUCGACAGUCUCCAGGGCAUGCGCGUCCUGCAGGCCCUGCGCGAGUACGAGGUUGAGGGCCUCACGCUCAACGACAUCAUGGUCGGCAACAGCCUCGACGCCCUCGCCAAACGCAUCGUCGCCCUGCAAGCCGCCGCCGCCCAGGACUCCGCCGCCGCCGAGAUCGACGACGGCCCGAUCGAGAUCGAGGACGAGGAGGAGCUCCUCUUCCUCCCGCUCGUCGCCAAGCUCAAGCACUUUGAGGCCCAGUGCCUCCCGCAGUGCGUUGCCGGCCUCGGCGUCCCCGCCGAGGAGAUUGCACACGUGCUGCCCGCGACCGGCAUGCAGACGCGCAUGGUCGCCUUCUUCCAAGAGUGCGUCGACGAGCUGGGCCUCACCAAGCCGUACAUCGAGCACUUCCCCUACAAGGUGCCGCCGACCUUUGACCUGGACCGCUUCGAGGCCGCCGUGCUCGCCGUGCUCGGCGAGCACGACGCCUUCCGCACCGUCACCUGCCCAGUCGAGCACCCGCUCACGCCGUUCGCGCAGGUCGUCCUGACCCGGGACUCGCCGCGCGCCGCGCUGCCCGUCGUGCGCAUCAUCUGCUCCGCGCACGACGAGCGGCCCGACAGCCUGUGGACCAAGACCAUCGAGCAGGCGCAGAAGUCGGCCUACGAGGUGCUGAGCCUGGACCAGCCCGGUGCGGUCGUCACGUUCGUCUACGACGAGGCGCGCGAGCACUGCGUCAUGAUCUGGUCGCUGUUCCACAUGAUCUACGACGGUGUCAGCCUCGAGGUGUUGCGGCGCGAGAUUGCGCGCGCGUACGCGGACCCGGCCAGCGUCGCCGGCAUCGCGACCAAGUGCCCGCAGGGCGUGCGCCUUCCCAUCGAGGCGCACUACAGCGGUGACUGGCUCGAGACGAGCCUGUACUGGAUGCGCGAGCGUGCUGGUGCCGGCUGGUUCAAGUUCGGCGACCGCGCGUUGCCGGCGCCGGGCGAGUUCCCCGAGUCGUUCCGCAACGGCGAUGUCGCAUGUGAGACGCUCCUCUCGAGCCUCAGCCUUGACGACCUCAACGAAAUGACGCGCCGACACGGCCUGCACUCGGCGCUGGCCGUCGCCCAGGCCGCCUACUCGAUGGCGCUGGCGCAGACCGUCGCCAAGCUUGACGCCAGCGGCAGCCUCUCCGAGGACGUCGAGGUGCAGUUCGGCACCGUCAUCCACGGCCGCCAGACGCCCGCGUCGCUCGAUUGCGUCGCCCUCAUGCUCGAGACGCUCCCCGCCUACAUCAACUACAAGGCCGCCGCCGCGCCGCGCAUGACGCACCGCGACGCCGUCCGCCACAUGCUCGCCGAGCACGUCGAGCAGAUGCCGCACGCCCAGAUGCCCUGCACCACCGUCGACUUCGCCAAGACGGGCCGCCGCCUGGACAGCUCCAUCAUCCUGCAGGCCUACCCCAAGCCUCCCCCAACCUCCCCUUCCGGCGCUGCUGCCGUCGACGACCUGCCCGGCUUCAAUCGCGAGGAGAACCUCCUGCCCCCCUGGCAGGAGACCUUCACCGGCUACCCGCUGCUCAUGGAGCUCUGGCAGGGCUUUGACCGGCCCGACGAGCAGCUGCGCAUCCGCUGCUCGUACGUGCCCACCUGGCCCGGGUACGAAUUCAUGUCCAAAGACUGGGCCCGCGGCCUCAACGCCGCCCUCGAGGCCAGCCUCGUCCGCAUCCUCAACGACCCGGAUGCCGAGUUUGACCUGGCCGCACUGCUGGUCAAGGCUGAGCCUGACGUUGGUGACGGCCCUUCGGCAGCCGAGCCCAUGGACGUCUCUGCAUGA
Molecule: messenger RNA, 4278 nt
Organism: Cordyceps fumosorosea ARSEF 2679
Lineage: Eukaryota; Fungi; Ascomycota; Sordariomycetes; Hypocreales; Cordycipitaceae
Product: AMP-dependent synthetase/ligase
Exons: 2
Coding region: 1-4278 (1425 amino acids)
Biological process (GO): secondary metabolite biosynthetic process; amino acid activation for nonribosomal peptide biosynthetic process
Cellular component (GO): cytoplasm
Molecular function (GO): catalytic activity; phosphopantetheine binding
Source: RefSeq, a predicted model, not a curated record